Lymnaea stagnalis (great pond snail) is the source of this 16938-nucleotide messenger RNA. NCBI's taxonomy places the organism in Eukaryota, Metazoa, Mollusca, Gastropoda, Lymnaeidae. The record is from the annotation of a GenBank genome assembly.
AAAACAAAAAAUGUCUGCGCCCAUGAAACUACGUUUACUUAGGACAUUCAGCGGCUACAAUUUACAAAUCUCUUACACAUGCUACUUAAGUAAAAUUGAUGCUAAUAAAUCUAAUUACAAUGAAAGGUGAGUGAGGGUUUAACGUAUGCUCAAGGUAUAGGCCAAAUACAGUUACGGGACAAGCUCUACAAAGGUAGCGAAGUUUAGGAGGGUCAUCAGGUAUGAGAGCGGCGUGCGGUGAGUUGAGUAGUGUGCCAUUAUUCGUUAUUAAAUGUUGUAUUAUAUUAUGAUUGGCAUCAAUCCCAUCAUCAUGAUUAUGAUCAUAGACCAGACAGGAGUCGUCAAACAUUUUAAGCAAUGGGCCGUCUGUGUCCUCAGACACUGGCGUAGGGUGGGGGGGGGGGGGCUAUUGCAAUGGGCGGGGGUUUUGGGUACAUUCACAAACCAAAAAACUUUAUAUUAAGAGUACAUUGGCCCUCAUUGGGUUAGUGAAUAUCAAUUUUGCUUUAGGGGGGGGGGGGGGGGGGGGGGGGGGGGGGGGGGGGGGGGCUAUUGCAAUGGGCGGGCGUUUUGGGUACAUUCACAAACCAAAAAACUUUAUAUUAAGAGUACAUUGGCCCUCAUUGGGUUAGUGAAUAUCAAUUUUGCUUUCAUAUCAUUUGUUGUUGUCAAGGUUUGGCUGAGUAAACCUGGAUCGGAUGACGUUACCGUGAAUUGAGAGGAAAGAAAUAACUAAGUAUCUACAUGCCCAGCGACCGGACGAAUAAUUCUCGAGAUAUUCUUUCGGCAUGACCAGGUCACAUGACCGCUGUAACAAAGUUGGGUCAGAUAUCUGUCAGUCAGCCUUGUCAUGUGAUCAUAAAACUGGUGCCUGAGAUGCAUGGGGGGUGAUGAGUAUUACAGUAUACACUUCAUUUCAAGAAAUAAGUGGGGGGGGAGCAAUGCAUACUAGAAGGAGAAAUACUGAGAGUGAGAGAGAAAGGAUAACAAUGAUAGUGAGGGUGAUAAAUAAUUAAGGCGGGGAGGUCAAAAGUUCACAAAGAAAUAGACCCUACAUCUUUAUCUUAAUAUAGUAUAGGGCCUAUUUAGUGUGCUGUUGGGGUAGCCAACUUCUCACACAAUAUUAAUAGCCUAAAAUAAAACUUUUUUGACAGUAGAUCUCUUGACAGUCAACCGGUAAGUAUUGUUCUUAUUUUCUUUGGUUCAUAUUUUAAAUUUAGGCUACUAGUCUACUAUGAAGAGCUUUAUAAGAUAUCCAAACCAAAAUGGUGAAAUUUUUUUUUUUUUUAAUUUUGCCGCCGAUCUCUUGUCACAUGACAUGUCUGCUGGAAUAAUAACACAUACUAGUCGUCCGGCGGUCACGUGACAUGCCCACCGGUAGAAUAUCUCCCGCAUUAUUUGGACGGUCGCCAUAUAUGUAGACACUGCCAAGAAAUUAUUCAGAGUAAAGGCAUAAAUUUUCGUAAAUGCAAAGAGAUGUCGCUGUGAUGAAUCACACGGCUGCCAUUUCGGUUGCUGUGACCCGGGAACUUUUGCGGGUUCACGGGUCUCUGCAACCAAGAUGGCGGCUGUGUAAAAUAAAUAACUCACAUUUGCUAAAAUUAGGAAUAAAAUGAUAAAAUUUAAUGAAAAAAUGUCCACUGGUACAUAAAUUUCAUGGUGAACGUAGCUACCUUAUUGAAUCCGUCUAUAUAUUUUACAAGAAGCUACAACGCUCCUUUUCCUUGUGUAAUUCAGUCGGUAAACACACAAAAUAAUUCAUUGUCACUAAACCUAACCUGAACUUUUAAAGUAUCCCUAAUCUUAACAUAAACCCUAAAUGUAUCCCUAAACCUAACCUAAACCCUAAAUGUAUCCAUAAACUUAAACCUAAUCUGAACCCUGAAUCUAUCCCUAACCCUAAAUCUAAACCUAACCUGAACCUUAAAUCUAUCCCUAAACCUAACCUAAACCCUAAAUCUAUCCCUAAACUUAAACCUAAUCUGAACCCUAAAUCUAUCCCUAAACUUAAACCUAACCUGAACCCUAAAUCUAACCUGAACCCUCAAUCUAACCUGAACCCUAAAUCUAUCCCUAAACAUAACCUGAUUUCUAAAUCUAUCCCUAAACCUAACACAAACCCUAAAAUUAGCCAGAAUAAGCAUAACGUAAAAAAGUAACAUGUUGUGCUGUUGCAUUUACACACUGUGGCAAGAAGAAUAUAAAAAUGAAGGGAAAAAAAAAAGAGAGAAAAUAAUUGUAAAAUAAAGAAAUAAUGAAUACUCAACGUACAGUUUCAUAGAAUACACUUUUACACACUUUAUUUCACGUUCCACCGUAAAGAAUAUCCAGAAAAUGAAUUAAAUACAAUUUCUGUCCAUGGCAAAUUCAUUUUCAAAUAUGGCAGAAAUAUUAAAAUAUUAUAAUUACCCAACCAAUAAAAUUUUAAAAUUAUGAUUAAUUAACCAAUAAAAAAUUUAAUAAAACAUGCCAUUAUCAUAUUAAGGAAAAUUUAACUCUUAACAAAAAAUUAAGUGGAGUGAUUCUCUUCCAUUUCACAUCCCCAAUAUACCGACCAUCACAGCCUUCAAAACUGCACUCAAAACACAUCUUUUUAAACUCUUCUAUCCUGACUGAUUCCCACCUCUGACCGAAAAAUGAUGCUGCUGGGUGUCGUCCAUGUCUUGACAUGUAAAUAGUUUUAAAUAUACAUUUGUUUUGAUUUAUUUAAUUAAUGUAUGUUAAUUAAUUUUUUAAGUUUUUGAUUAUUUUUAGUUGAAUUGUAUGUACCGCGGGGUGAGCAGAGCCCUAGGCUGGGGUACCACGCUAUAUAAAACCACUUAUAAUAAUAAUAAUAAUAAUCCAAAACAGAAACUUAACAAAACAAAAAAUGACGUCAUGUCGACAUCUCUUUGCAUUAGCUUAAAUUUUAUUUUAAAAAAUAUAGUAAUGGGUCUGUUUUAAUUAACCAUACUCAACCUACUGAAACCAAGUUUAGAAACAACAAAGUCAAAGAUGAUUUUGGAACCAACCCAAAGUGGUAAAAGUAGGUGGCAAUCACGGGCAAGCUACUCGGUUUUAUAAAAAUUUGAACUGUCAUUUUACUAUUGUACUAUAGUGAAAAAAAUAUGAACAAAUGAUGUUAUACUAUGCACUAAACUAUGCAUAUGCUCAUACUUGAACAUUCCAUCAGGGCGAGGACUGAAAGAUUUAAAAAUUCUUUUGUUCCCCAGUCUGUACGAAUUUACCACUUGAAGUCACAAAUCUUAAUGAGAACUAAUAAGUCCUUAAUAUGGCUAAGAGAACUCACGGAAUGGCUGCUAGUGAAAAAAUUUAUUACAAAUGUCUUGUGUUCAAAUUGUUUUUUAUAAGUGCUGAAAAUGUACAAUGCAAUCAUAAAACAUUUCUAUUUGUUUGGAUCAAUAAAAGAAUCUUAUCUUAUCUUAUUUAUGAUUUAUUUGUAGCGGAAAAAAAAGUCAAUUUUCGCAAUCCGUGCUACUUUGAGUUUCUAUGAAGGAUUCUCUCAUUUUUCAAAGCCCUUUGUUUAUACUUGGAUUGUUACUAGAGUUAACUUUUCUUUUUUUAAUAUUAAUAAUUGCAGGUGGAAUGUUUUAAAUGAAUAUUUCAUUGGGGGGUUUAUAAUAUUUAACGAGGGUGGCAUUUUGGAAUAGGUAAUCUGCAAUAAAGUGUGUAAAAGUUUAGUCAAUGAAAGUGAGUUGCAUGUUGGGUUUUCAUUAUUUUGAAAAUUUUAAAGAUAAUUUUAAUCUUUUUAUUCAAAUUUACGAUUUUGUCAGUACUGUACAUUGUGUAGUAACUGUAGCACAUGAAGACAUGGUUUUAGGGUUCUCCUCAGAACUAAUAAGGAUUGCUGUUAUGCAUGUUUUUGGCCAGCAGACAUUAUUUGAGGACCCCCGUCAUAGAAAAAUAAGUUCAAAAUCACAGCAAAAUAUCAUUUAUAUAAUUUGCCACCCACCCUACAGAGAAAAAAGUGUCAAAAAAUAAAAUGGAAAUAUAAAUUCAACAUUGUCAUUUUUAUGACAUUUGUGAAAGUGUUCUGAAUGGUAGCUUCAGUGUCAUAAAAUGAGGGAAAUGAUGGAACCAAUGACAUAUCGAUACACUAAAUAUAUUGGAUGCUGUUCAAAUAUUAGUUUUGAUACCUGCAUUUUAUUAAAAAUAAUGUUUUGCAACAUACCUAGUUAAAAGACUUACUAUAUGGGAAAAAUAGUCUAUACCUGUAAUGAUACAGAAUUAAACUAACUUUCCAUAGGUAUAAAGGCCAAUAUUUUUAAUUAGUUCUGCAUAAAUAUCAAACUUUGGUAAUUAGUUUUCAAUUUCUAUUUCUUUGCAAUAUGAGAUAAAUUUUUAAAUUAGGGCAGGAUGUUAAUUGUGUAUUGUUAUCAUGCUUUAAAAAUAUAGUUAUUAGUGUAAUUGUUUCUAUUUAUAAACAAUUUAUAAAAGUUUUCAUUUAAGAUUUAUAGACCUUUUCUGUAAAAAAAAAACAUUUUUUCUCUUUUUUGUAUCUGGUAAAACUUUGAAAUCUUCAGGAAGGUAAUUAGUAUCCUUGCUUUUUGUGACGGACACCUUUUUGUAUAAAAAAUAUUUUUAAAAAAAAUGUAUUUAUUAAUGAAGAAAUUAAACAACUUGUUUAAAUUCAUUUUAUAAAACAACAAUACAAUUUAGUAACAACUUAAAAUAUUUUAUUUGAAUAAAUACAACCAGGUUUAUAGACACCUUAAUUAUGUUGCUCUCUAACUGCAGAACAAUGGAAAACUAAAUUUAGAUAUGCACUAGAAUGUAUUGCUGUAUUUUGAAUUUAUUAUAAAUUUACUGGGGAAGAGCUCAGACCCCCUCCUCUCAAUAGCUUGUUAACCUUUGAUGCCCUUGAUUGGACCAAAAGAAUACCCUGGGUCGCUCCAAAAGCUGCCAUACUGCCUUAUUUGCUGCUGAUAAAUGCCUGUAAAAUCCUCCCCUUGAAAUGUCCCCUCCCUGGAUAAGUUUCUGAAAUUUUCAACCCUUUCCACUUUUCUUCAUUUUUGCUCUGCUCGGUAACUAUCAGCGACCUCGUCUUCUACCAGCUACCCUAAUGAAAAUGACAGUGUGGGCACCAAAAAAAAAAUUGAUGUUACUAAUUAAGUUCUCUUGAACUAACGAAGAUAUUAUUCACCUUUACUUUUGUAUGCAUAGUUGGGCUGUAUUGAUUCCAGUGGUAAAACUUAGCUGGGGCCAAAAGCAUACUCUCAACUAAAAUGAAUUAAGGCUAUGUCUGGGGAAGGGGGUGGAGUUAUAAGUUAUAGCUGAAUCUAGUCCCCAUUAUGCACUGCCCAGUUGCCUAGCUAGAGUAACUGCCACCCUGGGCCAAGACCUUUUUUCAAACCCACCCCCCUCCCCCUCCCCCCUCUGUUCCAUUUUAAAACUCUAAAGUAGGACGAAAAUGCCACCACUCCGUAAAAUGCCCACUCCUCCUGCACUGCCCACACAAAAAUCUCAAACGCCUCCACUGAACAAGCUGUCUGAAAGAAACACUGGUCUUAGUCAUAAUUGAUAAUAUAUAAUGAUAAACUGUUAAACUUAACCUACUCCCCCAAUUCCCCCCCCCCCCCCAACACAGUAGUUUUAAAUCAAAAGUAAUAAAAUUCUCCACACUAUAGACCUAAGCUAAUUAUAUUGCCUAAAUUAUUAGAGAAGAAAUAAACCACAGUAUGUAAGGUAAUUUAAUUAUAUUUUAACCAAACUUUUAUGCAAAAUUUGUCUUUGAUAAAGUUAGAUAUAGUUUUUUUUUUUUUUUCCUAAACAAGCUGCAAAAUUUUUUUGUUCAAUUCUUGUUGUACUUAAGCCAUCCACAUCUCUUUUUCUAAAUUCACUUUAACUAUUCAGGAUCUUUAUACUUUAUUUGAUUGAUCCCAGUGUAGAUAAUCAUAAUUCUGUUUCAAGUUAUUCACUGAGCCAAGUUAAUCCAAGUAAUGAAAAUAAUUUUGAAAUAUCAGGCAUAAAUUUGUCGAGAUUCCUGUUGAUUUCGGUCAGAAUCGUUUUCAGCAUUUUUUAACUUUCAUCUGCUUUAACUCUGCUCAGCCAUAAAUAUGAUCUUUUCUACCAUUCUUAAUUCCUUUUUUUACUUUAUAUCUUAAACAGAAAUGUAGGCAGGAAAUUUUAUUAUAAAAUGGCAGUAACAGUAAAUAAACCAGUUUUUAAUUUUAAUUAAUUUUACGAUAUAAGUAUACACAUAUAUUCAACUGCUUGCUUGCCUUACUGGAUGCUUAGUGUUAAAUACAAUGAUAUUUUGAUAAGGUUUGAUAUUUUGAGAAUUAUUGUAUAGUCUAGUCUAUACAAAAUGUACUUGUAUAUUUUUAUUGGCCAAAAUAAAAUUCACCACACUUUCCAUAUAUACUGCUCUGUGAUCGAGUUGCCCAACCCAGUCAUAGAUUAUACUAUAGUAUAAAUAAUAGAUUUAUUUCGUAUUACUGAGACGUACUCAAGAUAUUAUAUUUUUUAAAAAUGAUGAACUUAUUUCAUACAUUAUUUGUAGGGCCUAUCAUUCCUAUGUUAGUAAAGGCAUAUGCCUAUACAAUAGAACUUUUAUGAUUCAAAUAGCCUACUGUGUUUAUUUUGUAAACAAUUAUUUAAGAAACUGUGUUAGAACCAAUAAUUAUUUUUAAUUUAUAACAACAUCUUCCAUCAAUGAGGUGUUCUUCUUUAACAUUAAGAAAAUAACACUUUAAUUCCAUUUUAAAAAAAAAUUACCCUUGAUUGUUGACAGUCACUGACAUGGAUAAACAAUGAUUAAUGAGUAGUAUUUUGACUUUCUACAGAUGUUACUGCACACAGAGACAAAAACAUGAAUCACAAGAGGAUAAGGUUAAACCUCCUGCAAGACCUCGACGUUUUCUGCUGGACAAGUUAAUCAGUUUUAUUACCACCUCAUCAGAUAAGUUAGAGAAGAAAAUACCAAGUGUGUUUCAAGUAUAUAGAACAUUUAAAACAGGUAUGUCACAAGCAGGUUUAGUCUGUAAACUCUUAGGACUAAUAUCUUACUUUAUAUCACAUUUAUUUUGGAGAACAAAUUAUAUGUUUUCUCAUGGAGUUUGAGGACAAAGUUAUGAAACUCAAUGAAUGUUAUUCGGACAGUGAUGAAGAAUUUCUAAAAUCUAAGCUCGUUAACUGUCUAUAUUACAUUACAAAACUACUAGCAAAUACAACUAUUUACAAAAAAACCCACAAAACAAUAACCUUUUUAAAGCUUUCAAAUUCUGUUUUUAAACAAAAUGAUUUGGGCCCUGCAUGACAUGUUUUUUCCUUUCUUUUUAUUUUCAAUGGUCCAUUUUUGUUGGCAUAAUGCAGCCUGCCAGUUUUUACCCUACACCUUUUGAAGGAAUAUAUCCAAAUGGUGAUUGGAUCUGAGUGAUGAUCCCACACCUGCUGCCUAUUCUCCAUUUAUAAAAAAAACAACUAAAAUGGAAUGAGUAAGAUUAGCUUUUUAAAAAUUAAAAUUCAAGAAGAUCUGGACUAAUUACCCUCUUAAUAUCUUCUUGACAGGAGUUUCUGGGUUUGUAUCAGACUCUAAAGACUUUUACAAGAUCUCAACAAGGUUAUGGUCAGGAGAAAGCCUGGAGCAUUUUACUAGAAGAGAACUGGAACUUUAUAGACAGGUUAGUAUCUAGUCAACAAUGAGAGCAAAAGAGUCUGAUAGGUUUGAUUUAUUUGUGGAAUGCUUAACAAUGAUGAAAAUUCUCAUGUAUUCAUUUGCGUCAGAGGGGCACAGAAGAUUCAUUAAUGAGAUUAUUCAUAAUUUACUAUGGAACAAAUAUAUAAUUUACAAUGGAACAAAUAUAUAUAUAUUACAAUGGAACAAAUAUAUAUAUAUAUAUAUAUAUAUUAUAUAUAUUACAAUGGAACAAAUAUAUACAUUACAAUGGAACAAAAAUAUACAUGUUACAAUGGAACAAAUAUAUAUAUUAAAAUGGAACAAAAAUAUAAAUUACAAUGGAACAAAUAUAUAUCUUUUCCUAUAGAAGGGAAAUAAAAAAGGUUUUGUGGCAGCGCUCAGUAAAAUAAGUUUUUAAAAGAUUUGCCUUUAUCACCAUUUUGCUGAGCUGACAAUGAUUCUUGAUCAGGUUGUACUCAUAAUGAACUUAAUGAAGAAAGAAACAACCAAGGAUGAGAUAUUUUAAAAUCAAAUAUCUAAAAACAUUGACACGUCACGAAGCUUUUGAGAUCUGUCAUAUAAAGUUUAAGUAAAUACCUGGAGAUUACUGUGUAGUAUGACUAAAGCAAAGGAAACUGGUAUUGAUUUAUUCAUUUUUUGGGUUUUCAUUAAAUUUCAUGUGAUUUUCAAAAAAAAAAUUUUCUGUUACCCUUAGUUUCAAAUUUUUUAAUUUUAAAGCAAUUCAGAAUGAUUCCAUUUUUAAUAUUCAUGCAACAAAUAAAAAUAUUUUAUUUCUGAAACAUGUAUUUACUGUUUUGUAAAAAGCUUGUAAAGACGCUGCAUUUACCACUUUUUCUAAAUGUUCAGUUUUCCAAAGAUCUUCCGGUCGUUGGUCUCAUAUUUGUGAUAGUCUUUGCGCCAGGGGGUGCAGCUGCAUUUCCAUUAGCGUAAGUUUAAUGAUUUUUAAAAAAAUUCACACAAAUGAUAUAGCCACACAACAUUUUUGUUGAAAAAUUUAUUCUUUUGAUGGGUAGACAAAUAAUCGGUAAUUAUUUUGUUUUAUAUCUAACCAUGUUUUAGUAUUCCUGUUGUAUCUUCAGACUAAUGUUUCCAUGUCUUAGUAUUCAUGUGUGCUUUAUCAGAUAUGUGGUUCCAUGUUUUAUUAUUGUUGUGUGUAUCUGAAAAAAUAUUUCCUAGGCAUGUUAAAUGUUAAUAUGGUUGUAUGUGUCUGGCUAUUUUAGCGUUGCUGUGUGUCUUGGAGAAAUUUUCCUAGGUAUGUUGUAAAUUGUUAUGAUUGUAUUAGUCUUCAUAUGUUAAUGUUGCUGUGUGUCUUCAUAUUUUAGUGUUGCUGUAUGUUUUUAUCUUUUUUGUUGCUGUGUGUCUUGCAGAUAUGUUUUUCCAAGGUUUCUCCUGUCACAUCACUUUUGGACAAGUCAGCAAAAAGAAGAGUUUAUGAAAAUUGCGAUCACCAAACAAGUGAAUCAUUAUGACAAUAUCCUGGAUUACAUGCAUCUGUUGAGCCAACACAUUGAAACAAAAGCAACCAGAGACAUUGUCGUAGGUCUUAUAAGUAAAGUAAGUGUUACAAGUAAUCCAGGGCUCUGAGUCACCAGGACAUCUGUACAUUUUUACCUGGCACUUUAAUAGUCAUGUUUUUCUUAAAAUAAAUAAGUGAAACAAAGGAUGGGGAAUCCUGAUAAAAAGGACGGUACAAAAGAAAGAAUGUGUUUUUACUGUUGUUUAAUUGUUUUGUUUGUUGAAGAAGGCAACUUGCAGACACUUUCAUUGUUUUGUUGUGUCCUUUUUUUUUCCAGGUUUUCCCAUUCUUUGUUUCGGUUAUUUCCUUCAAUGUAACCCGAUUGCAGUCUCUCCCCCUUGUUACUGUUAUUUUCUUAGCCCAUAUUUCAAUUAGCCAAAAACGUGGUUGCUCCAGAGAACAUGUGUAUGGCUUCUGAGUUUUUGCUAGUUUUGUCUAACCCCAUGGUUAUGGUAUAGUUUCUUUUUUCCAAUUAAAUUAAGUUUUUUUUAUUAUGAGGUUUAAUUGUUUUAAAUUUCUAUAAGUCAAAUGAUUCUUUUCACUCUAAGGAUUAAUUGGUUGAAGCAAUUCUACUUCUGUGUAAAUACAUUUUUUUCUUGUGUUAAGAAAUGCAGUUACUAACCUAAAGUAGUUAUACUGGUGUUUGUUUUGGGAAAUUUAAUCUUCCUCAUUUAUGAAAAUCUUACGCUAUCAUGGGUGCUUACCUUAUACCAUGGGAACUUAUGAAAUUUUGAGGUUUUUGAAAAGAAAUAUGAACUUAAAUUUUAGAAUAGUUUGAUGUGUCACAGAUUUUGUGUUAGAAUUGAGAAACCUUUCCAUGUUAUUUCUGUUUCUUUCAUUUCAAUUAGAUCACCUCAAAGAUUUAUGCUAUUUUUAUCUAUUAAAAUGUACAAAUAUAUAUGAAAUUAAUAUGUAUUCACUAUUUUAAAAAUGAUUUCUCAGCUAGACUCCAAUGUCCCCCUGAGAAAAGAUGAAAUCCUUGAGUUGUUGCCUUUGUUUGCCGGUAAACCAUUCAACACAGAUUGCCUUUCCAUACGACAUUCAGUAAGAAUUUUUUGCAAAGUGUCCACACAAAAAAACCCCAGGCUUCGCAAUCAGCAGUUUGUGUGUUCAAAUCCAGAUGAACAAACAACAUUAAAAAAUACAUUUACUUUAUUAACACUCAAUUUUAUUGGGUUUGGUGGUUAUUCUAAAAAAAUUUGUUUGUUUGUUACUCUUGAUAAUUUUUCCAGCAUCAAAUAUUAAUUUCAUUGAUUCAAUUUUGUCUCUGAUAGUUAAAUAUCUCCAAAGUAGCAUCUUAAAUUAUUUCUGCAUGAUAAUUUCUAUAAAACUUUAGAGCAUCAUGAGAAAUUACUUCCCUGUUCCUGAGAUGUUUUUAAAAAAAUCGUAUCACUUAUUGUAUUGUACAUUAUCAAAUUGUAGCGCCAUCUCAGUAAGUCACUCCGUCUGUCUCUGCGGCGUAAAAAACUUGUCAAGGACGCCUUAUUCCUCCAUUUUAUUGACAGUGCUAUGAGCAGAGAGGGAACACACAGCAUGACUGAUGAGGAAGUUGACAGGGUUAGAGCCAUUUGUCUAUAUUUAAAUUUUAACAGCCAGUAAAUCUGAUUAGAAUCAGUUGAAUAACUCUUGAUAAGGCCUGACUGAAAAAAAAAAGGCAUGUAGCAACUAAAACGACUAUAAAUUAUUAAUUUUUAAAACUAUAUCUUUUUUGUAUUUAUAUUCCACAUUAUACUUCACUGUUUAGUCAGCAUUUAUAUUUCAUUGAGAUAAUUUGAUUGAUACUUCCAUAGGCAUGUUGCUGGAGGGGUUUGAACCCACAUGGCAUGUGGAGGCAAGAAAAGGUCCAGUACUUGGAAAAUUGGACACAGAUUAGUCAAGUAAUUCAUGGUGAGAAAUUGUAUUUAAAGUAUGGGUGGACAUUUGUAGAAAUUCAUAAAGUUUUAGUGACAUGACUUGAUAUAAUUAUAAGGAACAACCUCCAAAAAACAACUAAAUAAAAGGAGAUGAAGUUUAAGUUGUGAAAUUAACUAAUCAUAAGCAUGUUGAACUGCGGUAAUACCUUUAACUAAAUCAUUAAGACACAUACAAUUUAAGUAUAUAAAAAAUGAUUAUAUUAAAUUAACAUAUUAAUUAAAAGACAAAAUACAAAUUAAGCAGUUGCUGCUAAUGUCUUUAUCAGUUCAACAAAACCGCAAUUUGCAUGAAUCUAUAUAAACUUCUUAUGAUUUAUAUAUCCUACAUAUUGAAAAAGUUAAUAUUAUAUAUAUAUCCAGGGCCGUCUUAAGAACAUAGGGGACCCUGGGCACAGCAAUGCACUGGGGCCCCCAGCAACACAACAGACCAUGGUCCUGAGAAGGGGGGGGGGUGGGGGGCACUCGCCCCAUGCUCAAAUUGAGGGGGAGGGGGGUGCAAACAGUUUUUACUCCAAACCCCAAUCACCAAGAGGAAUAAAAUUGUAAAUAAGAAUAAACAUUCAAUAAAGUUAAAAAUAGGUUAAUUCAACUUAUUUAUAUAAAAACAAAAUCAUUCCAAUUCAAUAAUGUUUUUAAAACAUCAGAAAUACAUUAUAAUUCAUUCCAGAUGAUGAUAAAUUAUCAAGUUGUCCAUUUUAUUCCUUAGUCUUUCUGCCUCACGCCUCGUUUUUCCUUUUCCUGAUCAGUGUCAACUGAUACAGAGUCCAGAGCAUCUUGUAUUUUUUUUCGAAAUGUUGAUGGCAUCAAAAUGUGCCGACCAUCUUGUGUCAGACAGAUAUUUAGGACAAACGAGAGAUUUUUCUAAAGAAGAUACCAGAACAUUCCAUCAAUGUGUAGAAGCUGAGAAAUGGGCAUAUAGGCGCUGAAGAAAGUCAAAGAAUUGUCCAGCUUGUAGAAACACUCUGCUGCUUUUAAGCUCACUAAGCAGAAGGGACAUACAUGACAAAUUCUUUCAAUUCAUGCAGCUGUGAUUGCAAUCCAGUGUAGCAUCCAUAAACAUAUAAAUUUAAAGCUUUGUCAUGCUAUUGACCACGGCAAAUUGAAGGCGGAAUUUUGUUCUCGCUCAGGAAAUCCAAAACAUUGUAUGCUAGAUCCUUUGAUACAAACAGUGUCUGUUAGAUCCUUUGCUCCAUGGGAAAAUAGGGAAAUUAACGUUCCAUAGACUUACAUCCUUGAAUGUACCGGACCGUACAUGUCAGUUGAUCAAUGUGUGAAAUGUCUGAAGUGGAAUCAUAACUUAUUGAAUAAUACUUUGACUUUGUGAUUUCUUCCAAAAUAGGACAAAGGACAUGUUGCCCCAUUAGAUCAAUAAAUUAUUUUCAAAUAUUUGGAGACAGAUAUGAUGUGUUAUCCUUUCUAGCAUUUACAUUAUAGUUUGAGAUGCUCCUCCAAAAAAAAAAGAUUACAUUCACUCAACAGCUCUAAAAUACCUAAACAGCUUCCAUUGCUGUCUGACCCCAUAGUUUGAUCCAAACCUGUGGAGUCAAGAAAGCGAACGACAUAAACCCACGAGUCAGAACUUUAUGUCAGUACUUCUGUUUUGACCUAAGUUCUUUGACUAAUACAGGACCUAAACACCUAGCUUCUUUCAGUCGAAGCAAAUAUGUGGUCAUACCCUUGCAUGGCACUACUCCAUUUUCAUGCUCUACAAUAAUAUUGUUAUGUUUCCAAUAAUUGAAUCCUGAUUCAGCAAAGGGAAAUACUUUUUUGUACAAUAGACGACAUGCAAAACAAUACAAACAACCUUGGUAUGGUGAAUAGAGAAGCCAUUCGAGUUUAACACACUCACCAUUCCGCAGUUCACGUUUGAACAUAUUUCUUGAUAAAUACCUUGUCUUAGUUCUUUCUUCUCCAGCUCUACCUGAGUUUGAAAGGUUGCAGUCAUGAUUCUGACAAAAUGAUGGCCCAGGGCGAAUCCAGUACAAGUGUUCUAAAAUGCCAUAGCCUGGGAUCUGUGUGGUGAAUCACACACUCUCGUUUUCUGACACAGUUUUGUGUGUUUCAGUUUUUACAAUUUCCCCAGCAGAGGAAAUAGGUAAUGGUGUUGUCUGGAACUAGAUGGCUGGAUCCAAUAGAGGAUGUAGAUGACACUACUUUAUUUUGAGUAGCAGUAUUAGUCACUGAUAUUUCGAUUGGAUUUAACCAAGCUGUUAAAUUUGCAAGUUUACUCGUAUUCCUUGUCUCCUCAGCUCUUUUUCUCUUCUGUGCUCCAAUUAUAAAACUAUUUUUUAUUCCCGCUUAAGGGAUUAAACACCUAGAAAUAUAUUCAUUGUUUACAAUUAUUUCUAUAGUAAUAGCAGCAAUCUGCUCAAAAUGGAUUUGUCUGUCCCUUCAGACUGACUUGUGCCCUGCAAAAAACGAACAUCGGGAAAUGUUCAAUAGCCAUGGUGCAAUUAAUAAAAUCGAUCUCUGUGUUUGAGCUACCCCGGUUUGUAAGAUGAAAAUGACUUUGAGCUUUGAACAGUGAACACAAUUAUGUCUAAAUGCCUAUAUAUUUCUGCCUACAGAUCAGACAUACGGUGACUGUUGGGUUCUAUUUAUCAUCUAAAUAUGUUUUUCAGACACAGAAUACAAAAUAUAUUUCUGUUUAAAAAAUAUAAAGUUAUUUGUUUUUGUUUUUUUUAAAUAAAUUUACUUUUAAAAAUAAUUAUUCAUUGGCGACCUACAAAUUCCUUUUAUAAUGCUAAUUAAAUUCAGUAGUACUUGAACUGAUGCUCAGAUAGAUUUUUAUCCACUAAUUCCACUACGGAGCAGUGGCAUAUCUAGGGUUAUUACCGCCCGGGGCCAACAUCUUUGUCUAACUUGAUUGUAAACAAAUGCCUAACUAUGUAAUUUUUCGAUUCAUAUCUGGGAGAAGUAAAACUUGUUGACGAGAGUAAUUCCCCUUUAAAAGUUUAAAAAGUAUCCAACUUGCAUUUAUAAUAUUAAUUUUGGAACGUGCCGAUAAAAUCGUGGGUUAAAAUUGGGAAACAUGCUGUCCACUGAUUUUUAAAUCAAAUUUAAUUGCCAAAACUUCUCAAUAUUCAUUAACCAUACCUUUAUAAGAGUGAGUCUCCUAGAAGCCAGGGGGGCCCCCCAGAAGUGCCAACUGUUGUGCCACAUAUUAAAUAAGCAUCUAUAUAUCCUACAAAUUAAAUAAGCAUAUAUAUCCUACAUAUUAAAGAAACAUGUAUAAACCAUACAUAUUAAAUAAGUAAAUAUAUAUCCAACAGUUUAAAAUAAGCAUAUGCAUAUCCUACAUAUUAAAUAAGUAUAUAAAUAUGUAUCCUAAAUAUUAAAUAAGCAUAUAUAUAUAUCAUAAAAAAUAUAAAAUAAUGAUCUAGGGUAUCCAUAUUACACUAAAAAACGAAUCAAUUUAAAUACAUUGAGAUGCUUAAUAACAAUGAUUGGGAUUUUCAAUUUUUUAAGGAAAUCGAAAAAUUUAAAUAUAAAAAUAAAAUUUAUCUGCUUAUAUUUAUUUAUAUAAGUAAUAUUGGUAUAAUAAAUUAGAAAUAAAAUAAAUAUAACAAUUAAAAAACUAUUUUCAGUAUUUUAACUGAAUGGGAAAAUUAAAUAUUUUUAAAUUAACAAUAAAUGUUCACAUAUGUAUUAUUGCUAUCAAUUCAUAUUCACAUUUAUUUGAAAAGCCCAAAAUGUCUGUUGUUUUUUUUAAAGCAUUAGUAAAAUUGAGAAAUUAAAUUUACAUCUAUGUUAUCUAAAUUAUGUCUUCAAACAGAAUCAAAUUAAAAUUUUUGAUCGAACUCAAAGAAACAAAAAUAAGACUAAACUUAUCAGAACUAUUUUUAAACUCGCAAAUAAAUAGCUUUAACUUUUGUUGAUAUAAUAACCGGGUGUGACAAAACUGAUGAUGGUUUUCACCUUUUUUAGAAAUAAAAUUACUAAAUGUAAUUGAUUGAUUUUUAAAUUGUUAACACAUCACACCAAAUUUUAACUUUGUAUUUUUAACAUUUAAUAAGUUUUAAGUAUUUUUCAUUCCAAAAAGGAACUGUUUUCAAAUUUAAAAAUAAUACAAAUUUAAUGUAUCACAAAAUGCCUACCAUUAUUAUCCUGGUAAAAUUGGGCCUUCUAUUAUGCAUUAAAUAAGCAUAUAUAUAUAUAUAUAUAUAUAUGCUACAUUUUAAAUAAGAAUAUAUUUAUAUUUUAUGUAUCCUACCUAUUAAAUAAGCAUAUAAAUAUCCUAAAUAUUAAAAAUAGCAUAUAUAUGCUAAAUUUUAAAUAAGCAUAAAUAUGUCCUACAUUUUAAAUAAGAAGCACCCAUAUAUAUAUAUAUAUAUAUAUAUAUAUAUAUAUAUAUAUAUAUAUAUAUAUAAUAUAUAUAAAAAAUAGCAUAUAUAUGCUAAAUUUUAAAUAAACAUAAAUAUGUCCUACAUUAUAAAUAAGAAGCACACAUAUAUAUAUAUAUAUAUAUAUAUAUAUAUAUAUAUAUAUAUAUAUACAUCAUAGAUAUUAAUUGAGUGAAAGAAGAUACAAUAAAAAAAGGGGGUGAGCACAAGCUGUGGGUGCAUAAUGACUGGUAUAGUUUUAUUUUGUUUUCAGAGCAAAGUAUAUCAUUGCUGCUCCAUCUGCCAGUUCUCUUGAGUUACUGUGAGCCAAGCAACAGAGAGUUGGUUGCCAAGCAUAGAAAUAUCAAGAGAGGAAGAAUAGAUUAGCUGUGCAGGAUAAAAGUGGAUUAUAUGGGUUGAAUGAGAAGCCAUUGUGCAGCCAAACUUUUUGAGAGAAAAAUAUGGAUACACAAUUAUGAGUGCCUCUGAGAUACAUAUAAUUUGUAAGAAAGCAAUAAGGUGCUGUGUUAAAAGAAGGUCAGACAGGAAGGGUUAACUGAGAAAAACUUUCCCCUACUUGUUCUUGAUAGUCCAACUUUCUUGUAGUUCCUGUACAAUAGAAUAAAGGUACUGAGAAGUUCUGUGGUUACUGCUGGGCUCUGCCUGCAGACUGUGAUCAUAAUUGGAAGUAUUACUCUUGAUCUUAAAGCUGUUAAUAGAUAAAUGUUGAGCCAUGCUUGACUGACCAUGGACACAUAAGCCAUGACAGUGAUAACCAUUUGAUGGCUCUAACAUUGCUGUGGAACAUUUUCCUAGUUCUUUUAAAAUGUGUCCACCAAUUGAUGAUUUCUGUACAGUUAUUGUAUACAAAGAAAUUGUGUGCAUAUAUUUAGUUUAGUUCAGAUCUGACACAAAGCAUUGAUUCAGGGUAAUAAAUAUAAAAUACUUUAGUUCCCAUUUGAGACUGAGCACCCAUGUAUGUCUGAGUGCACACAUAUGUCUGAGUACCCAUGUAUGUCUGAGUACCCAUGUGUGACUGGAGCUCUUAGGACUAAGACCCUCUCCACCUGUUGAAUUUGUGUUGGUUUAAGGAAUUAAUGAUUUUUAUAGCUGCUAUUGUGAAGCUUGUUAAGCCUGAAAGAUUAUUUUAUUUUCACUCACUUGCCGUUAGAAGGAUAGAUAAUUUUUUACCAGGGCCAGCAGUAUAUAAUCACGUGAUGAGGUCUACCAGUGAGUACCAGUCGGUUAUUGUUGGACACGUCUAUAAGUCCUUUGUCAUGUGACCAGGGUCAGCAGUCUAUUGUCAUGUGACGAGGUCUACCAGUCGGUUAUCGUGGGACAUUUCUGUAAGUCUCUUAAGUGUUAUAGUGUGGCAGGUCUAGCCAUCCUUAGUCAUGUGACCAGUCGUUUGUCAUGUGGCAUUGGGACAUUUAAUUGAAAAAUGUACUUUGGUGCUAUGUAUAAUUUUUUUCUUUUUAAUAAAUUGGUAACAUUAUCCGCUAUCAUUUUUUGCUAUCAUUUUUUGCUCUCAUUUUUAACCUAGCAUUG